This is a messenger RNA of Diabrotica balteata, 3200 nucleotides long. The record is from the annotation of a GenBank genome assembly. Lineage: Eukaryota; Metazoa; Arthropoda; Insecta; Coleoptera; Chrysomelidae.
CUUUGAUUACUUUAAUAUUUACUUUUAUACUAAAAGCAUUGUAGAAUUCCGAUUAUUAAAGAACACACUUGACAAAAACUAUGAUGAGGUGUUUACUCCUAUUUCUGGUUCUAACAGUAUCUGGAGUCUUAUCAGGAACACUAAAAAAUGAUGGAUAUCAAGUUGGCUGCGUUAAGUGCCACCCUGUGGCUAAGGAUAAAAUAAAUGUCCAUCUAAUACCACAUUCCCAUGAUGACGUGGGUUGGUUAAAGACAGUUGAUCAGUACUAUUAUGGAAUGAAUACAUCCAUUCAGCAAGCUGGUGUACAGUACAUUAUAACAUCAGUAUUUGAAGCUUUGCUUGACAAUGAGGAUAGAAGGUAUAUACAAGUGGAAACAGCAUACUUUUGGAAUUGGUGGAAGCACCAGAGCCCUGAGGUACGUAAAUUAUAUAAAGGAUUGGUUGACAAGGGUCAAAUUGAAAUGGUGAAUGGAGCAUGGUCAAUGAACGAUGAGGCAUGCUCCAACUAUCAGUCUACCAUAGAUCAAUUUACUUGGGGACUUAGAACUAUCGAUGAAACCGUAGGCGAAUGUGGAAUUCCAACAGUUGGAUGGCAAAUCGAUCCAUUUGGUCACAGUAGAGAACAAGCUUCUUUGCUAUCACAAAUGGGAUAUGACGGCGUUAUGUUUGCCAGACUUGAUCACGAUGAUAAAACCAACAGGAUGAGCAAAUCUGCUUUGGAUUUUGCUUGGCAAGGAAGCGCAAAUCUAGAUGAGAGCACCAUAUUUGGAAGCAUAUUUCCAACAAGCUUGUAUUUCCCGCCGGAUGGAUUUUGUUGGGAUUACAAAUGUACAGAUGAUACAAUAGACGAUAACACAAAAAGUGCUGAUUACAACAUCGAUGUUAUAAAAGAAAAGUUUACUAAACUAAUAGAAACAUACGAAAAAUAUUUUCCCACUAAAAAUAUCAUUAUUCCUAUGGGAGGAGACUUUCAUUAUGAGAGUGCCGAAAAAAACUACAUCAAUAUGGAUAGAUUUAUCAGAGCUUUCCAGAACGACACAAAUCUCAACGUUAUAUACUCUACUCCAUCUUGUUAUCUUAAAGCGGUAAAUGAUGUCUUAGAUAAGGAUCUUAUACUGAAAACAGAUGACUUCUUUCCUUAUAGUGACAGUAAUCAUUCUUUCUGGACAGGAUAUUAUUCAUCGAGGCCAAAUUCGAAAAGAUUUGAAAGGGUUGGGCAUAAUUAUCUACAGGCCACAAAACAGUUAUUUGCUCAAAAUUCCUACAACACAUCGAGAAAUUAUGACGAAAAUCUAAGGUACUUACGAGAAAUUAUGGGAGUUAUGCAACACCAUGAUGCUAUAACUGGAACGGAGAAGCAACACGUCGCAAACGACUAUGUUAGAGGAAUACAUAGAGCAAUUACUGAAGUUGAAAAAGAAAUGGGAGAAGUAUUUGACGAACUUCUGAACACGGAUCUUAAACUGGAACUGGCUUCUUGUUUAUUAACAAAUGUUAGCAUCUGUAAAGUAUCGCAAGAAUCAAAUACAUUUGUCGUAGGAGUUUACAAUCCUCUGGGAUGGAGUGUAACACAUUAUAUAAGAUUACCAGUCGAAGAUGGUGAUUAUAUGAUAAAUGAAGGUGAAUUAUAUGAUCUUAUUCCUACGAUCAGCAACUUUAGUCACGUGAAAAUAAAAGGAGAAACACCUAGUGCUUUUGAGUUAGUAUUUGCUGCUAAAGAUAUUCCACCAAUGGGAUUCAAAUUAUACUAUAUACAAAAAACGAACAAAACAAGAGAUUUCACGCAAGAAGACGAAAGUGAUUUCGACGAUAUUACAGCAUUUGUAAUGGACGAUAAUAAUAAUACAAUAAAAUCUGUCAUCUUAAAUGAUUUAAACUUAGACAUUUCACAAAACUUUUACUAUUACGUGAGUGAAGAUGGUACAAAUUCUUCUGGUGUGGCGUCUGGUGCAUACAUUUUCAGGCCUGUUGCACCAGGUACUGCCAUUCCAGUUUCGCCCGCAACAAUAAACAAAAUCUUUCAAAAAUCUGGUAAAGUUGUUGAUGAAGUGCAUCAAGUAUGGACUACCACGGACGCUGAAAUUCUUCAAAUUAUAAGACACUAUAAAAAUGAGAGCUACAUAGAGUUUGAUUGGAUCGUUGGUAACAUUAAUAUUGACGACAAAAAAGGAAAGGAGUUCAUCUCAAAAUAUACGAUAGGUAGCAAAUUUAACAACAAGAAUAUCUUUUAUACUGAUUCCAAUGGAAGAGAACUCAUAAAAAGAGUUAAAGAUCAGCGGUCCGAUUAUACUUACAAUCCAGAGGUCGAAACAGUAUCCAGUAACUACUAUCCAGUAACCUCCAGAAUUGUUCUUAAGGAUGAAGAUCAAGAUAUCGAAGUUGCUAUACUUACUGACCGAUCUGAAGGUGGGUCAAGUCUUUCUCAAAAUGAAGUGGAGCUAAUGGUACACAGAAGAAUACUGCAUGAUGAUCACAAAGGUGUAAAUGAAAAUCUAAAUGAGAUAGAAUUUGAUAAAGGAGUUUAUGUGAGAGGUACACAUUAUUUGGUUAUCGGAAAGGCGAAAAAAAGCUGAUUUGGAUGGUAAAUCUACUGCAAGCCUUGAACGUAUUAUUGCUCAACAAAAAUUGAUUCAACCCUGGAUUGGCUUAUCUGCAACAAACAUCUCCUAUACAGAUCUACAGAAAUCUGAAUUGGUGUAUGAAGGCUUAGAUGAAUCUCUACCAGAAAACGUGAAUAUCUUGACCUUUGAGCAAUGGAUAAAUGGUACAUAUCUUCUUCGUUUAGAACAUAUUAUGGAACAGGACGAUGAUACUGAAUUAUCCAAAUCUGUUACUGUAAAUAUAGCGAAAGCUUUCAAACAUUUCGAUAUAGAAGCCAUGGCGGAAACAACAUUGUCUGCGAACCAAUUGUUAUCAGACUAUCAAAAUAAAGCUAAAUAUGUCUGGAGAACAUCAGAUCUCGCAACCAAAAAUGUUAAAAAAGUAGAACCCAUUGAAGGCACCCCAAAAUCUGUAACUCUAUCACCGAUGCAGAUACGAACCUUCAUUGUUAGAUUAAAAGAAAAAGAUAUUUCAAGCUCCGGAUUUGAUGUAAAACCUCAUAUUUCAUUAUGUUUUGUUUUGAUUAUAAUACGGUUAUUUUAAUUAGUAUAUUUUUGUUAUUGUAAUAUUAAUACAUGUACUUUAAUAUAAAGAGAGUC